This is a messenger RNA of Diorhabda carinulata, 1402 nucleotides long. RefSeq lists its product as uncharacterized. The transcript is spliced from 3 exons. Lineage: Eukaryota; Metazoa; Arthropoda; Insecta; Coleoptera; Chrysomelidae. The coding region runs from base 198 to 1334 and encodes 378 amino acids. The record is from RefSeq and is a predicted model, not a curated record.
GAAUGUGACAUUUUAGUUAACCUAAAUUUUAGUGUCAUUUUUUAAGAGAUGUAAACACUACAUUUGAAGUACAAUUACUUUGAUCGAAGAAAGUAGAGAAAAUGAUGUAAAAGUUACUGUAGACGAUACUUUAACCAUUAUUGCAAUAUCAGUAGAAUACAUAUUAAAACGAUUUUUAAAAUGUAGAGUCUGUUGUUAUGGCUCUAGGUUUACACAAGAAUAGAAACUUAUAUGAAUGCUUGAGACGAACAAUUACAACUAAUAUUUUUAGUUUGAGUAGCAAGAAUGUUCACGGUAAAAUGUUAUCUAUAGAAGUUGAUUCUAUGGACACUUUCACUACUCAAUUGAUACAGAAAAAGGUAGACAAGUGGAGUGCCCUGAAAUCCGUUACAAAAAAAUCCUAUGCUAUUAAAAUAGAAGAGGAUUCCUCCCCCGACAAAUUACAAUUAAGUAGUGAUCAAAUUAAUACAUUAUUCAAAGAAUUUAUUGAUUUAAAUGAUAAUUGUAAAAUAUUCAAUUUAAUACAACAAUGUAUAGCUUUGGAAAUAUGCCCAUCUUUAUCCAAUCUUUUAUAUGCUUUAUCAGUUUGCUCACAGUGUGGGAACGUUGAAACUAUCAGAAGAAUUCAAGAUUUAUGUAAGAAAACAAAUCCCUCUGUUUUAGAACCGCAUUCAUAUUUCAAGCACUACAUAGCAGAAGCAAUUUGGAUUAAAGGGAACAUUCAUGAAGCUUUAAUAUUGCUUAAAGAAGUUUAUCAACACAAUACACUUCUAAGACGUAGAGUAAGAUUAAUUUGGAAAAACUUGAUAGUGGAUAUUGUAGCAAGUAGAAGCAAAGCAGUACUUAUAAGCAUAAUAAAUUUCGCAGAAUAUUUAGCCAAAGAAUAUAAAGAUUAUUUUCCUUUAGCUUGUGUUUGGCAAAUAUGUUUUCUAAGCGAGUGGUAUUCAGAUCAAUGUGAAGCUCUUGAUUUAUUGAGCAAACAUGAAGAAUUGAGAAAAAAUGUUAUCAGUAGAAUAUCUUAUGUAGUUGCAAUAUCAUUACAAAAUCAUAGAACAGAUGUGGUAUAUAGGUUGUUGGAAACACUUCUCAAGUAUGAAAUGAAAACACAGUAUAGUGGUGUCUUAUUAUCUCUUCUGGAUUAUCAAAUGCAUCAAAAAGAUCUACGGAGAUGCAUUGAAAUCAUCCAAUGGUCAGUACAGAAUGAAGUCCAGUUACUUCCAAAUCAUCAUGAGAAGUUUCUAAAAUUGUUCAUAACUAGUGAAGAACAUAAAGUUCUAUUGAAGAAAUUUAAACCUGUCACUAUACCAAAAACUUUAACAAACUACAAAUUCUAGUUAAUAGGGUUUAAUGAAAUUGUAGACUAGAAUAAUAAAUUUAUUUAAAUAAAAUCACAUAUGAAGAA